This is a messenger RNA of Plasmopara halstedii, 510 nucleotides long. RefSeq lists its product as uncharacterized. The coding region runs from base 1 to 510 and encodes 169 amino acids. NCBI's taxonomy places the organism in Eukaryota, Oomycota, Peronosporomycetes, Peronosporales, Peronosporaceae. The record is from RefSeq and is a predicted model, not a curated record. The transcript has 3 exons.
AUGGAAGAAGCAAUGACGGAUCAUGAACAAGACUACGAUACUACACCGAUAGAAGAGAGCACACGACGACGUGAAGAAUUACCACGCACGGCGCCAAGACUCCUCAAGAGGGACGGCGAAGAAGAAUGGAUGUUUCGUCCAGUAAACAAGCAGCGAGCUGUAGUGCGCUAUGAACAAGAGUUCGCAAACAUGAGGCGUGGCGAAUUUACUGCCGAUGACUAUGAAAAUGACAAAGGGUCGUUCUGUUUCAACAUUGCUGACAAUACAAAAAGCACAGCUACGUACGAAGAAGCCAAGAAGAUCAAGUACAAGAAUGAUUGGCUCAAAGCAAUGAAAAGCGAAAUUAUAGCAUGGGGUCACAAGAAGAUACAACUUUUUUUGCGGACGCGUAUGGAGACUGUUGAAGAGAAUCGCCGAAUCUCGUCGGAUUUGAAAAGUCGGGUCGCCCUAGCUGGUCCUGCUAAAAUGGCAAGACGUUUUGUCGUCUAUAUGGAAGAACUUGCGGCUUGA